GGGAUUUUAUUGAAAAUAUGAACUGUUUAUAAUUGUUUUUCUUUUUAAAGAUGGAUGGAAUAUUAGAUAAUAUAUUAGACAACUUCAAUAUUUCAAUUGGUUAUACACCACUAACAUCUAAUACGUCAGAUAACAUAUCUGGGAUCAAAGCCGGAUUUGACUGCUACUUCUGUAACGAGGACGUCACUUUAAGAAAUAAGCCCUUCGUGUAUAAAUUUGGAUCAAAUAUAUUCUCUUAUAUUACACCAAUCAUUUUUGUCAUCGGCGUCGUUGGAAAUAUUCUAUCUUUGUUAGUAUUUAGGUCCAAAAAGAUGAGAAAAUUAUCAGCAAGUUUAUACUUAGCUGCAUUAUCAAUGUCUGAUAUUUCUUCUCUGAUAUUUUAUGUGCUAGUGGAAUGGCUUCGAAGAGGAUUAAAACACAUCAGUCCUGACACGGAUGUAUCCUUUCUUAAUAGACAUGGAUUAUGUCAGUUUCUUCUGUACAUGGCUUAUAUAUCAAGAUUGAUGUCUUCUUGGAUUAUUGUAGUGUUCACUAUUGAAAGAUUUAUGGGUGUGUGUUACCCACUAAAAAGUUUAAAAAGAGGAGCCGGAAAGAUCUUACUUACAAUGCUUGCCUGUUCCUGCUUGUUGGUUUUGUACAAACCUAUCCUGAGUGGAGAGUACACGCAAAUGCAUAGAACAGUGUGCACUGCUAAUGCUGAUUAUAAAUUUCUGUCAUUUGCUCUUGAUGGAGUGUUUGCUAUCACGAUAACUUUAAUACCGUUCAUAAUUAUAACUGCUUUAAAUAUCCUUAUUGUAAGGAAACUUUUCAUAAGAAAUAAAGAAAGCAGGAAUAUCGUUUCAGACAAUUCAACUAUUAGAUUAGAAUUUACACUUAUACUAUUGGCUAUUUCAUUUUUCUUUGUUGCAUUUAACUUACCAUAUUCUGUUGUUUGGGCAAGGAACUUCUUUCAAUCUGCUGAAAUAAGCCCUUCCAGAACCAGGAAAGCAGCUGAUGUCGAGUAUUGGAGUGGCGUCCUAAUGAUAACACGAACAAUUUUCUAUAUGAAUUAUUGUAUAAACUUCUUUUUGUACAGUAUAACUGGUAAAUAUUUUCGCACUGCCUUAGUUGAGAUGCUUUCUUGCCAUUCUUCAAAUGAAAGCAGAUAUGGGUCAUACAUAAAAUGUAGACGAUUAGGGUCCACCACAACACAUACGACACUCUGUGGUAAGCUAAGCGGAUCUGUGAAAUCGUAUGGUGAUAGCCCUAUGUAA
Messenger RNA from Ruditapes philippinarum (Manila clam), 1253 nucleotides. RefSeq names its product C-C chemokine receptor 1-like protein 1. The record is from RefSeq and is a predicted model, not a curated record. Gene Ontology annotation, biological process: G protein-coupled receptor signaling pathway. NCBI's taxonomy places the organism in Eukaryota, Metazoa, Mollusca, Bivalvia, Venerida, Veneridae. Gene Ontology annotation, cellular component: plasma membrane. The coding region runs from base 51 to 1253 and encodes 400 amino acids. Gene Ontology annotation, molecular function: G protein-coupled receptor activity. The transcript has 2 exons.